AUGUGCUGUGUGAACCUGUUGCAAAGAGUGAAAGACAUUGUGGAAAGAGAGAAGCAAAACAGGCAUGUCCACGAGUGUCAAUUUCAGGAGUUCUUGGUGUUCUUCUUUUCUGAGACCCGCUGCCGUCUUGAGGUUAGCCAUCUUUCAACCUGUGCUUGUUUGAGUGACAAAAGACUAUAUCCCACCUUCUUCAGAACUGUGCCAAGUGACCACUUCCAAAUAAUUGGUCUGGUGCAGCUUAUGAAAUAUUUUCACUGGCAAUGGGUUGGGAUUAUUCACUCUGAACAACUGUAUGCAGAGCAAGGGACAGCCGAAUUCACUAAUGAAGCAAUGAAAGUGGGCAUAUGUGUUGAAUACAGGCUACCUUUCUCUGAAACAUCUCAAAUCAUCUCAAAGUUGAAUGCUAUUGUAGAUAUGCUGAGGGAAUCCUCAUCAAAGGUGGUCCUCUUGUUUAUGUCCUUGUCCGUCACAAAAACGUUCCUGUCCACAAUGGAGAAUUAUAACAUAACUGGGAAGCAGUGGGUCGGCAGUGAGUCUUGGAUCACACAAGCAGACCUGGCGUCUGUUGAGAGAAAAAAUAUUCUACAGGGGGCAAUGGGCUUUGCCCUCCCUCAGGCAUCCAUACCAGGUCUUGGUGAAUUCUUACUUAGCUUGAAACCUUCUGAUGAACCACACAGUGAUAUAAUUAAAGCUAUGUGGGAGCAAUUCUUUGACUGCAGCUUUUCUCCAUCAAAUACCUCUGCUAUGUGCACUGGCACAGAGGAUCUCAGGACAGUGUCCAGUGACUACACAGAUGUGACACAUUUCAGGCCUGAGAAUAAUGUGUACAAAGCUGUGUACUUGGUGGCAUAUGCCCUUCAUGCACUACUGCAAUGUGAGAAUGGGUUUAAUCCCACAACAGGAAAGCCCUGUGUGAACAAAAGUGAAGUUCAGCCUAAGUUGGUGUUGGAACAUAUUAAGUAUGUGAACUUCACAACACAGAAUGGGGCCAAGGUUUUCUUUGAUGAAAAUGGAGAGUCAGUUGCCCAGUAUGACUUAGUUAACUGGCAGAUGAAAGAAGAUGGUUCUGCUGAGAUUGUGAAUAUUGGUCACUACGAUACCUCUUUCCCAGAUGGGAGACAUUUUAAACUAAAAGACAACACCAAAAUAGUUUGGGGAGGAAACAGUGAUCAGGUAAAGACAGUGUCUGUCUGCAGAGAACCAUGCCCACCAGGGACUCGUAAGGCCACAAACAAGUUCAUGCCUGUUUGCUGUUUUGACUGCUUUGAGUGCCCUGAGGGAACAAUAAGUAAUCAGACAAAUUCUCUAGACUGUUUGACCUGUCCGCCUGAAUUCUGGCCAAAUGAAAAGAAGGAUCAGUGUCUACCCAAACCUACUGAAUACCUGUCUUACAAAGAGGUCAUGGGGGCACUUUUAACCGGAUUUGGCUGUGUUGGUAUAUUUUUAUCCCUUCUGACAUUGAUUAUUUUUUUGACUCAUAAAGAAACUCCCAUUGUAAAAGCCAACAACUCUGAACUGAGCUUUUUGCUUCUCUUCUCAUUAAAACUGUGUUUCCUAUGUUCUCUGACCUUCAUCGGCCAGCCAUCCGAGUGGUCCUGCAUGCUGCGACACACAGCAUUUGGGAUCACCUUUGUCCUCUGUAUCUCUUGUGUUCUUGGCAAAACUAUAGUGGUUUUAAUGGCCUUCCGAGCAACACUUCCAGGCAGCAAUGUGAUGAAAUGGUUUGGUCCUACACAGCAGAGGCUCAGUGUUCUCACUUUCACCCUUAUUCAGAUUGUGAUUUGUAUCCUUUGGCUGACAAUCAGCCCUCCAUUUCCAAAGAUGAACACGAAGUACUAUAAAGAAAAGAUAAUCUUGGAGUGUGCACUGGGUUCAUCUGUUGGAUUCUGGGCUGUGUUGAGUUAUAAUGGUCUUCUUGCUCUUUUGUGCUUUAUACUAGCUUUUCUUGCCAGGAAGCUGCCAGACAGCUUUAAUGAAGCCAAACUGAUAACCUUUAGCAUGCUGAUAUUCUGUGCAGUCUGGAUCACAUUCAUCCCAGCAUAUGUCAGUUCUCCUGGCAAGUUUACUGUAGCUGUGGAGAUAUUUGCUAUCCUGGCAUCCAGCUUCGGUUUGCUGGCAUGCAUUUAUUUCCCAAAAUGUUAUAUUAUUAUCUUCAGACCAGAACAAAACUCAAAAAAGCAUAUGAUGAGGAAAAUACAACCAAUAACGCUUUAA
Messenger RNA from Acanthopagrus latus (yellowfin seabream), 2214 nucleotides. Its product is annotated as extracellular calcium-sensing receptor-like. Gene Ontology annotation, molecular function: G protein-coupled receptor activity. The record is from RefSeq and is a predicted model, not a curated record. NCBI's taxonomy places the organism in Eukaryota, Metazoa, Chordata, Actinopteri, Spariformes, Sparidae. The transcript is spliced from 6 exons. Gene Ontology annotation, biological process: G protein-coupled receptor signaling pathway. Bases 1 to 2214 code for a protein of 737 amino acids. Gene Ontology annotation, cellular component: membrane.